Molecule: messenger RNA, 576 nt
Organism: Adineta ricciae
Lineage: Eukaryota; Metazoa; Rotifera; Eurotatoria; Adinetida; Adinetidae
Source: the annotation of a GenBank genome assembly
AUGUUUGCCAUUGUUGGGGUUUAUAACUCCCAAAACGAUAGAAUUUGGGCGGCGAAUUAUGACGAAGCUGAUGCGAAAGGUGGCAUCAAGCAAAUACAGGAAUUUCCUCAAAAGGUUAUGGUCUGGCUUGGAAUAUGCUCUAAAUGGAUAUCUCCUUUAGUAAUUUUCGAAGGAGGAACCGUUUAUCAUGUGCGGUAUAUAAAAGAAGUGCUUCCAGUUGUUCUUAAAUUUGGAAAUGGCAUUUUUGGAAACGAUCGGAUGUUUCAACAAGAUGGCGCAAAGCCACAUACUCAUAAGAAAACCCAGGAUUGGUACCGAGAUCAUUUUCCAGGUUCGAUCGACAAAGACCACUGGCCUCCAAACAGUCCUGAUCUCAACCUAUUGCACUAUUGCAUAUGGGAUAAAUAUGCUAGAGCGAUCAACUGGGACCUAGUGACAUCUAAAAAGACCCUUAUUAAUCAACUCGAAUGUGCUGUCAAGAAAAUUCCUGAACAGAUACUUUUUGAAAGUUGUUCAUCUUGGACCAGCCGAUUGUAUCGGUUAAAAGGAAGUCAUGGCAACUAUUUAAAUAAAUAA